Molecule: messenger RNA, 4757 nt
Organism: Cydia strobilella
Lineage: Eukaryota; Metazoa; Arthropoda; Insecta; Lepidoptera; Tortricidae
Gene: Cyp307a1
Product: cytochrome P450 307a1-like
Exons: 2
Coding region: 310-1926 (538 amino acids)
Molecular function (GO): monooxygenase activity; oxidoreductase activity, acting on paired donors, with incorporation or reduction of molecular oxygen; heme binding
Source: RefSeq, a predicted model, not a curated record
UUCACUUCGCACCAUCAAGUACCAAAAUCAAAAAUUAUUUAAAAUUAAAUUGUAAUUCAAAGAUUCUGGUUACUGGAUCAAACAGAGAGCUUGAUAAAAUAUAGUUUGGAUUUUGUUACAACGUGAUAAGUACCAUUUUGCCUUGGAGCGGCGGACGUGAGAAAAAAGAAGACAAUCGUACGGAAUAAUUUGAGCCAAGUGUAUAAAAUGGCGGCACGCCGCUGACACGGCGCAGUGGCUAGCGCGUUCCCGCCAAAACAACUGUCAAACCGGUGUGGCCACUCUAAAAAUUUUCUAUAAAAGAAAAAAAUGAGUGCCCUACUCCUAAUCGCCGUCGCUAUUCUCAUUUUAUACAAAGUUUAUUCCCGUAAAACUAUCAGUAUUAAACGGGAGAACAAAUAUGGGGAAGCUAAAGAGGUGGUUUUGAGCGAAGCACCGGGACCGGUACCUUUCCCGGUCGUUGGUAGUUUGCAUGUUUUGGGGAAACACGAGUCUCCUUUCCAAGCGUUCACGGAGCUAGCCAAAGAGUAUGGGGACAUUUUUAGCAUACAGUUGGGCGGGUCGAAGUGUUUAGUAGUUAAUAAUCUGGAGCUGAUUAGGGAAGUCUUAAACCAGAACGGGAAGUUCUUCGGCGGACGACCGGACUUCGAGAGGUUCCAUCGGCUGUUUGCGGGCGAUAGAAACAACUCCUUGGCGCUCUGCGACUGGUCGAACUUACAACUACGCAGACGCAACCUGGCGCGCCGGCACUGCGGCCCCAAGCAGCACACCGACAACUUCGCCCGCAUCGGCAGCGUCGCCACCUUCGAGGCCAUCGAGCUCGUCCAGACCCUAAAACACGUCACCAGGACCACCGAGUCCGCCAUCAACCUCAAGCCCCUCCUUAUGUCCACAGCCAUGAACAUGUUCAGCCACUACAUGUGCAACGUCAGAUUUGAUGAAGAUGACGUCGAAUUCCGCAAAAUCGUCGACCAUUUCGAUGAGAUCUUCUGGGAAAUCAAUCAAGGAUACGCUGUUGAUUUCCUCCCUUGGCUUUCACCGUUUUACAAGAAGCAUAUGGAUAAGUUAUCCAACUGGUCCAAAGAGAUCCGCAGCUUUAUUCUAUCCAGAAUUGUAGAGCAGAGAGAAAUGAAUUUGGAAACUGAUGGUCCGGAAAAGGAUUUCCUUGAUGGGCUCCUAAGGGUUUUACAUGAUGACCCGACUGUUGAUAGAGAUACGAUUAUUUUCAUGCUUGAAGACUUCUUGGGUGGUCAUUCGUCUGUUGGAAACCUAGUUAUGCUUUGCUUAGCUGCUGUGGCGCGCGAUCCUGAAGUAGGAAAGAAGAUUCGUUCAGAAAUCGAAAGUCUGACUAAAGGAAAACGCGCUAUCAGCCUAGUCGAUAGAAGCAGCCUGCCGUACACGGAAGCUACUAUCUCGGAAGUUUUGAGAUACGCAUCUUCUCCGAUAGUUCCUCAUGUAGCUACUGAGAACGCUGAAGUAGCUGGGUUUGGAGUUGAGAAAGGAACCACGAUCUUUAUAAACAACUACGAGUUGAACACAUCGGAGAAAUACUGGAAUGAACCGGAGAAAUUCGACCCCUCUCGAUUCUUAGAGCGCACUAAAGUGCGCGUCAGGAGGAAGUCCCAAUGUGACUCAGGUAUGGAAUCUGACAGCGAACGAACAGGGCCUUUAGAUAAAACGACAGAGAUGGAGAAAGAAGUAGUAUCAGUUAAAAAGAACAUCCCCCACUUCUUGCCGUUCAGCAUCGGUAAAAGGACAUGCAUUGGGCAGACACUAGUAACCACUAUGAGCUUCGUCAUGUUUGCCAACAUCAUGCAAGAGUUUGACAUCGCUGCUGAGCAUUUAGAAGACUUAAGACAGAAACCAGCGUGCGUAGCUCUUCCUAAAGAAACAUUUAAUCUGUACGUAGUACCCAGAAAGCACUGAAUAAUUUAUUAUUGUAGAUAAUCAAUCUCCUCAGCCACUAUGAAGGUUUUUUUUAUAAAUUAAAAUACAGAAAUAGAUUAGAAUUCAAUAGAGUAGGUAAUUGGUACAUGGAUGGGUACUGUGGUUUUAUUAUAGAGAAGUAUCUCAAAUAGAGUGUGCGGAAGGAGAAAAGUCGUAGAAUGUAUGGGUUCUCUUACAUUCCAUGGCUCUUUCCGCACAGACUCUAACAACUUAGAUUCUUUUUACUGUCACCACGAAUAGGUUAUUGUAGCGCUGGUUGGAAAAUUUUAGAGAAGUUCUUUUUCUUUAUUUUCUGUAGCUCUUUGUCAGUAGAAAACGGAGCGAAAUUCAUAUUUUCCAUGGGAAGUCAACUCUUCGCACCAUUUUUAUUUUUAUAUUGUCCCCCUUUUCUACUGACAAAGUGGGUGUACCAUAGUAUAGUUUAUUUGAUUUCAAAUCUUCAUAUGAAUUGUAAUAGUUUAUUUACAUAUUCAUAUUAAUAUUGAAGGUGGCAAUUAAAUACUGUAGUUUUUUUACAUAUCUUUCAACCUAAUAUGGCUGUGGAGAAUCGCUCAAAACAUUAUUUAUUUCUCGAAAUAAUCUUUUUAGGUUACAUUUGGUUUUUCUGUCAUAAACUGUAUGUACUCGUCCCAAAUUUUGAAAAUGUAUGAAUGAAUGCGUGCGCUAGGAUUUUUAUAGUAGUUAGCUUAAUGGUCUAGAUCCAGUAUUUCUAGUAAGCACUAGGUCUAAACCAAGCUUAGUUUUUGAAACAUUUACCCGACGACUUUCUUUUGUUUUGUGGAUUUGAUACUGUUUGAUAUUUUAGAGUUGUUAGUAGUUUUUUGUAGUUUAAUUGUAGCGCGACAAUAUUAUUUUUAUUGAAAUUUAGACGCAUUUAUUAUGUAGAAGUAGUUUUAUAUAGUUUACCUAUAUCAGUCAUUGAGCGUUCUGUGAAUCUCUCUUGUAGUAGAUUUUAGGACCCUAAACUUAGUGUAGUGAUCAGUAGUACACAAAAAAUGGAACCCUGAGCCACUGUAGAUACAAUAUGUCACUGUUUAACAGUUAAUAUUUGCUGGCAUGGUGCCUCAGGGUUCCAAUUGGUUGACCGUUGGAACAUUUCACUAAAAUGUCGCUUACAUAACGCAUUUCCUUACUUUAUCAGCUUCUAAGCAUAAGGUUUACGAUGACACGUUAAUCGUUAUAUGUAGACAAGACAAUUCUUUUUUAAAGCAAUUCCUUAAGUAUCAGAUCAAAAAUCAGCUUCCUAUCAUUAAAAAAAAUAUCAAUAGUUACCUACCGUUAGGUAAGUGAUACUAUGGUGAAAUGCUCCAUCCUACUUAGUAAUGUAUCCGGAUUCCGGGUAGACUUUUAUCAAAGUGUAGUCGUUUUUUUAAUACUUUUUAUACGCACAUACUAGUUUUUUUGUUCAUUUAAUUUAGUCAGAAAUGUUGUAUUAGAUGUUUUUAGUUUGAUCCUUUAAAAUUUGUAUUUUUCUAUAUAUCUUCAGAUAACUUCAGAUAUAUAUAUAUAUAUAUAUCGUAUGACUUCAGAUAAUAUCUUCAGAUAACUUCAGAUAGUACGUUAGCAUACAUAGUAAUGGAUGAAACAACGCGCCAAAAUUAUCUGGAAUACUUUUCCAAAUAUCAAUUACUGUUCGCGUUCAAACGUAGGCCUAUCUGUCAGAGUCUAAUGAGGGCUACUGCGUUUAAUUUCGCCGCUAGGGGCGCUAGUGUAGAUGGAGGUCUUUCAAAAUGUCAAAUGCAUAGAACUUUUGGGGGUUGCAAGCUUUUUUAUCGGGAAUUUUCACUCCUUAUUCAUAAUUGUGGUAAAUCUUUGUCCAUUAAUCAUGGUAAAUAUUAGUGGUAUAAAAAAAGUGCCAACUAAAAUAUAUGCAAAAUUAAACGGGUUGAAAAAACGGCACUUUUAGACGUUAAUACCUUUGUGUAUUAGAACGUAUUGAUUUUAUAAAAAUAAGCAUAGAAGAAUUUUGAGAUCUGUUUUUCCGGACCUACAUCUACAGUGGCGCCAACUGGUGAGCACAAAAACGGUAGCCCUCAUUACAGUUCGCCUUCAAAAGUAGGCCUAUCUGUCACAGUCUAAUUGUCCUUUAUAUAGAGACAUCUCUUUUUGUUGUUAUUAGAGAAUUAGAGAAUGGUAGAUACAUACCCAGGUAGCAAAAUGACGUAAAAUGACGUUAGCGACGUCAUAAUGACGGCAUUAUUACGUCAUUAUGACGUCGCUGACGUCAUUUGACGUCAUUUUGCUACCUGGGUACCCUUGUGUCCCCUGUCCCGGUAACAUUAGUUGUAAUAGUAGCAUUAGUAGCACAGAAUAUGUUGUUAAAUGAACAAACUGGGUCUCUAUUGUUUCCCAUAUAGGUUUAAGUCAUAAUGUAUUGUUUGUCCACAUUUUCGUUAUACAUAAAUUGGUUUUUCUCAGAAAUGCGUAACUUUUCAGGAUUGCCAUAAAACAAACAUAACAUAAUCUAUCUAUAGGAUAACCUUAUGAAAAUCCUGAAAAGUUAACGGUUUCAGAAUUAUGACUAAUGACAAUUUGACAAUCAUUACUUUAUGACUUUCAAGUUUCAAUAAUUAAGUCAAACAAAGGGACGUCGAACAAACUCAAUAGAAAACUUUGUUAUUUUUAACUAAAGAAAAAAGUAUCUAGUUUAACAAUUCAGUAGUACCUAUAAGUUGCCUUUGUAAAACCAAUCUUAGUUCUUUGUAGUAAGGUCCAAAUUCACUUCAAUACAAACGAUUAUUGUAUGAUAGAAAAAUUGUGAUUUUGUAUAGUUUAUGGUAGAAUCUGAAAUUAUAGUACUUGCAAAUUUA